AUGCAAACUGAUUAUUUUUCUUUAAGAUCAGCAUAGCCAAAUAGUUAAAGUAUUAAGAACUUGGAUUAAUAAAUUAGAGGUUAAAAAACUACUUCAUAAACAGUAGACUCAGUUCCAUGUAUGAAUUGUGAGAAUUUAAUUCCUAUAAAUGAGAUUGAUUAACACACAAUGAAAUGUCUAAGUGUUUCAAAAAGUGUGACAGCAGUACUAAAAUCAAAUAGGAUCUUAGAUGAAAUAAAUUUUAAGAUUUCGAAAUUGAGAGAGUCGAUUCAACAAUUAAAUUUAAAAGAAUAGAAAUAUGAAAACAAUAAGUAUUUAAUCAGAGCGGAUGAAAUGUGUGAAUAAAUUUAGUUAAUCUAAAACACAAAUUAAAUAGAGUUAAAAAAGCUACAUGAUUUAAAUUAAGAAUUACGAACAAUAACAGAAUCUUAUCAUGGUUCAUUAGCUAUAGCAUUAUAUUUGGAAAGAUUGCAUUCUUUGGGACUAUAAAAGUAAACAUAAUUAGAAAAGGAAAUUCGAACUCCUAGGAUUGAUACUCAAAAAUAGAAUAGUAAUCAUGCAAACAACAUAAAUCCAACUAACUAAAAUUAGUUGAGUAGUAAUUAAUUAAAUAAUAAUUAUAAACAAUUACUAUAGUGAAUAAUAAUCAUUAACUAAUCGUUUAUAAUAAAAUUCAGAAUAGAAUAGAGGAUCUCAAUUAUUAUCUCCAUCAUAAUUAUUUAAUUCUCCAUAUGGAAGACCUACCAUAAUAACAAAGUUCUCAGGUAGUUAAGAUAGAAACUAAAUUUAUGAUAUGAAAAGUGAAAUUUUAACUAAAAUAUCAACAUCUUAACUUGAUGAAAGUGAAGCUAAUUAAAAUGAUAGUGAUCUUAAUAAUUCAAAUCAAUAUAAUUAAUAAUAAAGGAUAUUCUAUUCUAAAUAUUUAGCUUAGAAAACUAAAUUAUCUAAUACUCAUCCAUCUUAAAAAAUACCUUUAUGUAUUCUACAUAAAGAAAUGCUUCAGAGAAAAAUACCUAAUUCAAUGUGA
Molecule: messenger RNA, 1027 nt
Organism: Paramecium sonneborni
Lineage: Eukaryota; Ciliophora; Oligohymenophorea; Peniculida; Parameciidae
Source: the annotation of a GenBank genome assembly